AUGAGCAUGGAUAUUAUGGGUUCCAACACGCUUCGUCCUGCGACCAGGAAUGACAUAGCUUCCGACGAAGAUCAACGCUUGCACAAUGUUGGGGUUGCGGCUCUCGCCGCCGUCGCGCAGUAUCCACACGCUGUCAACGAGGAGAGCAGUUCUUGGCUGGUGUCUGACGUUGUGAAUGCGAUAACCGGCAGUGCAAUGCCUCCGAACCCAUCUACGCCGCGGUCUUUCCAGAAUGAAAGCCAUUUAUUCUCAAAUGUCGGGAGGACGAACUAUGCGGCACAAUUCGACCCAGAGAGUGUGCCCAUCGAGUCAGCGAUCUUCUCCCCUCGGACUGAUAGCGAUGUUAGUGACUUAAACCUGGAUAUCACCGUGCAGCAACUGAUUGAGCGCACCGCGUCUUGGCAGACCAUGGCGACCAUCGAAAGCAACUACGACAGUCAAGAUGAUGACAUGUUGAGAGAUAUGGGUCUCACUUAUGACCCUCUUUUUGAAGGAAACCACUCCUCGCCAUCAACAAUCCCAGAUGACGAGCUUGCAGAUUUGAUUCGGUUCUACCCGGGCGAGGAAGAGUUCUAUAAUCAACGACAUGCCCCGUACACUCGCGCCGGGUCUCCGAUGAUGGAUGAAGUUAACCUUGACGCAUUCUAUGCUACAGUAAGCUACAAUGCUACCGAUCCGAACCUGCCACAGGCACCUGGGAACUUCCCAUUUCCACUAAGCGAUGACGAAAUUGAAGCUACGCUGCACCCUGAGACCGUCGUCCACACAACCACUUACGAACGAAAUCUUACAAUUGAUGAGUUCAUUCAUCGCUGGAUGAUCCAGACCAAUCUUAUAUACGAUGGCUUCCACACCGAAACCAGACCUCCUUCGCAGAUCCGCCCACUUUCAAAGAUGAUGAGCUGGAAACCGGCGUUGGAUAUCGAGCGGCCACCCAACUACAAACGCAACUUCUAUGAUCUCCAACAAAUACCGUGGAGGGAGAUCUUGAAAGUGAAGCGAUCUACUGCUCGCCACCUGCGCGAUACUUGGUAUACUUCAUAUCAUAACCUUGAUUAUUUACGCAUAGAGGGUGCCGAACGACUUCCAACGGAUGAGACUUAUUUCCGCGAGAAAUCCAUGCACACGGCGCACACGGCCUCCAUCGAGCACUUCCAGCUCCGCAAUUUGAUGUCGGUGCCUGCCUACAACACCGUCCAUUUUGCCGGUCGAUCAAAGGUCCACUCCUGGACUCCUGAAUUUGACGAAUUCCGCUGUCUCAUCGACCUUACUCGACCAUCCCCAGAAUCGGGAUUCCUGAGCGCGGUCAAAAUUUCCAGCAUGAAAUCAGCAUACGGCCUCACCAUGGCAGGCGGGUUCUGUGGCGAGUACGCAUUGCGCUCGUCCAGCGCAGAAGGCUCCGGCGCGAAGGGCCUCGUCACACCCGACUUCAAUGACGGCAUCACCAACCAUGUCGACAUUAUCCCCAGCCGCACCGGCCCUUCACCCAUCUGCGUCUUCGCCUCGAACGACAGACACCUCCGCGUACUAGAUUGCGAGACCAACGUAUUCCUCUCCGAUCAGGAACUCUCCCGCCCGAUCAACUGCACCGCCACUUCGCCCGACGGCCGUCUUCGGGUUGUGAUCGGCGAUUCCCCGGAAGCAUGGGUAAUCGAAGCCGACACAGGCCGGCCCGUGCACCCACUCCGCGGCCACCGCGAUUUCGGUUUUGCCUGCGCCUGGUCGCCGGACAUGCGCCACAUCGCCACGAGCAAUCAGGACAAAACCCUAAUUAUCUGGGACGCGCGCACCUGGAAGCCCCUCCAAACCAUCGACUCCGACGUCGCCGGCUACCGCUCCCUCCGCUUCUCCCCGGUUGGCGGAGGUCCCCGCACUCUCCUAUGCUGCGAACCCGCAGAUCGCAUAUCCAUAGUCGACGCCCAGCUUUUCCAGAGCCGCCAGGUCCACGACUUCUUCGGCGAGAUCGGCGGCGCUGACUACGCGCCCGAUGGCGGGUCCAUCUGGGUUGCGAACACAGACCCCCACUUUGGCGGGUUCAUGCAGUAUGAGCGCUGUCAAUGGGGUAGGCCGUUCGGUUUGACGGAUCUGCCGAAUGAGUGGCUGCGUGAGGACGAGUUGGAUGGGGAUGAUAGGUGUAUCUUGAGUGAGCGGGAACGGAGCUUGCGAUUUCUGCGCAAUUUGUCGGAUGAGCAGCACGAUGCGUUCAUUCUUUAG
Penicillium cinerascens is the source of this 2214-nucleotide messenger RNA. Its product is annotated as WD40 repeat domain-containing protein. The transcript is spliced from 2 exons. Gene Ontology annotation, molecular function: protein binding. Lineage: Eukaryota; Fungi; Ascomycota; Eurotiomycetes; Eurotiales; Aspergillaceae. The record is from RefSeq and is a predicted model, not a curated record. Bases 1 to 2214 code for a protein of 737 amino acids.